Messenger RNA from Acipenser ruthenus (sterlet), 4826 nucleotides. RefSeq lists its product as uncharacterized. Gene Ontology annotation, molecular function: integrin binding. Bases 69 to 4694 code for a protein of 1541 amino acids. Gene Ontology annotation, biological process: cell-cell adhesion. NCBI's taxonomy places the organism in Eukaryota, Metazoa, Chordata, Actinopteri, Acipenseriformes, Acipenseridae. The transcript is spliced from 18 exons. Gene Ontology annotation, cellular component: membrane. The record is from RefSeq and is a predicted model, not a curated record.
GAGAGAGAACACAACACACUUCCUCAUCUGCUGCAUUCAUCUUCAAUAUACAGCAACAGAAACACAAAAUGGAAUUCGGAUCUCUGAUGCGAGAUAUGUUUUUAGGACUCCUGUGUUUCGCAGUCACAGGAGCUGCUUCUGCUGUCUGUGAUGUGAAUAUUGACCACUCCGGAGUUGUGGUGAGAUUUGGAGACCCAGUGACUGUCAACUGCUCCACAACACGUGAAGAUGUAUUGGGGGCUGGCUGGGAGUCUUCUGUUUCCCCUGUGAAUGAACCGGAUAGUACAACAGCUUUUUGGAAUGCCAGCAGCCUCACUGUUCGGGAUGCAAAGCCAAAAUGCUUAAUGAACUUCAAUAAUGAAACCGAGCUUCCAGAAUGCAUAUUCCUCUUCGCUCCGGAGUUUAUGAAGAUCGAUAACGGAUCUAAUAUAAAGUGCCUGGUCCUUGGUGAGGCUUCUGCUCAGUCUCUUGCAGUGCAGUUCUAUAAAGGAGAUGACCAGAUUGCUGGCAGUGAUAAUGUAACUCAUAACGGCACGCAGUUUCCUGUAAAUGCUACUAUCACUUUUACAAAAAACCAUGGAGUGAAUUACACUUGCACGACAGAGCUCGAUUUUGGACCAGAAGCACCAAUACAAAACACCUCUCCCCCGUACGCAACGUCUACGAUUGCGGCUGCUUCUCCUGUCUGUGAUGUGAAUAUUGAUCCCUCUAGAGUCGUGGUGAGGUUUGGAGACCCAGUGACUGUCGACUGCUCCACAACACGUGAAGAUGUAUUGGGGGCUGGCUGGGAGUCUUCUGUUAACCCUGUGAAUGAAACGAAUAGUAAAAUAGCAGUUUGGAAUGUCAGCAGCCUCACUGCUUGGGAUGCAGAGCCAAAAUGCUUUAUAAACUGCAUGAAUGAACCCCGUCAGUGUGUAGAAAAACUGGAUUUGGUUAUUUACAAGUAUCCAGAAAGCGUCUCCCUCAUCGCUCCUGGCUUUAUGAAGAUCGGUGUAGAAUCUAAUAUAACGUGCCAGGUCCUAGAUGUGGCUCCUAUCAGAUAUCUCAGUGUGAAGCUGUAUAAGGGAGAUGAACAGCUUGGGAAUAGAAGCUUUACUCAUAACUCAACACGGUUUCCUGUGAAUGAAAGCAUCCCCUUCCCAGUAACACCAACCAGAGCAGACAAUGGAUCGGAGUACACUUGUGUGGCAGAGCUUCAAUUGGGACCAGGAGAACCAAUAAAAAAUGCAUCUCUCCCGUUCAGAAUGCUUCCAAUUGCAGCUGCUUCUCCUGUCUGUGAUGUGAAUAUUGACCCCUCUCGAGUCGUGGUGAGAUUUGGAGACCCGGUGACUGUCAGCUGCUCCACAACACGUGAAGAUGUAUUGGGGGCUGGCUGGGAGUCUUCUGUUAACCCUGUGAAUGAAAUGAAUAGUAAAAUAGCAGUUUGGAAUGUCAGCAGCCUCACUGUUUGGGAUGCAGAGCCAAAAUGUUUUAUAAACUACAAUAAUGAACCCCGUCAGUGUGUAAAAAAACUGGAUUUGGUUAUUUACAAGUAUCCAGAAAGCGUCUCCCUCAUUGCUCCUGAGUUUAUGAAGAUCGGUGAAGAAUCUAAUAUAACGUGCCAGGUCCUAGAUGUGGCUCCUAUCAGAUAUCUCAGUGUGAAGCUGUAUAAGGGAGAUGAACAGCUUGUGAAUAGAAGCUUUACUCAUAACUCAACACGGUUUCCUGUGAAUGAAAGCAUCCCCUUCCCAGUAACACCAACCAGAGCAGACAAUGGAGCGGAGUACACUUGUGUGGCAGAGCUUCAAUUGGGACCAGGAAAACCAAUAAAAAAUGCAUCUCUCCCAUUCAGAAUGCUUCCAAUUGAUUUUGAAGAACAACCAAUCCUUAAUGUAUCAGAAAAUGUAGAAGUCAACCAGCCAUCUACAGUGAGAUGCGAACUUAAAAAUGCCUUCCCACCUGAAGAAGUCCAAGUAGAGCUGCUGAUAAAUAAUGAAAUUCACACAAUCCGCUCCAACAUGGAUAACGUGUAUGUUGAAGAAAGUUUUACUCUGGAUUCUGUUGAACCUGCAGUGAUUACAUGUAAUGUGUCCCUCAGAUCUUUGUCAAAAAGUGCAAGUAGAAAUGUUCAAGGCUACGUGCUACCAGAGCCCACCCUUCACACUGAGGCUGUACUGGUAAAUCAAACAGGGAUUGUUACAUGCAGUGUGGAUGGCUCAUUCCCAGCAAAUGCAACCCAAAGGCUGCUCCUCAACGGUUUAAUUGUCAAUGAAACUCACAAUAGUACACCCGCUCAGUACGAGUUUAAAGCAGAGAAAGAACUCAACGGCAAAAUGAUUACUUGUGAGACUGAGCUGAAGUUAGCUGCUACAUCUGUUAAGAAAAAUCAAAGUAUCACCUUCAGUGUUUUGUAUGAGCCCAGUGUAAUAAACCCUGCAGAAGAAAGUGUGCCUGUUCUGAAAGGGGACAGCGUAGUUUUUAACUGCACUGCUGAUGGUAUCCCAGCCCCUACAUACACGUGGAAACACCCUGAAGCUGAUAAUGUGAAUAUCACAACGAAGGACAGUGUGUCUACUGUGACUAUCACAGGAGCCUCAUCUAGCAAUCAUGGUGUUUAUGAAUGUCAUGCUUGGAACAUACAUGGGAAUUCCACAAGGAAAGUUACAGUUGAAGUUACAGGAAGGCAGCGACAGAGCAACACUCGCUCGUACAGCUGCUGCAUUGUAAAGCACUCGCCGAACAGCUACACACAUAGCUAUAUACACACCGUAUGUAUUUACGUAGACUGUAUAGCUAUAAGCAAACUCAAAAUGGAAUUUGGAUCUUUGAUUGUCUUAGGAGUUCUGGUUCUCUGUCCAGAAGGUGCCUCUUCUGCUGUCUGUGAUGUGAAUAUUGACCCCUCUAUAGUCGUGGUGAGAUUUGGAGACCCAGUGACUGUCAACUGCUCCACAACACGUGAAGAUGUAUUGGGGGCUGGCUGGGAGUCUUCUGUUAACCCUGUGAAUGAAAUGAAUAGUAAAAUAGCAGUUUGGAAAGUCAGCAGCCUCACUGUUUGGGAUGCAGAGCCAAAAUGCUUUAUAAACUACAUGAAUGAACCCCGUCAGUGUGCAGAAAAACUGGAUUUGGUUGUUUACAAGUAUCCAGAAAGCGUCUCCCUCAUCGCUCCUGAGUUUAUGAAGAUCGGUGAAGAAUCUAAAAUAACGUGCCAGGUCCUAGAUGUGGCUCCUAUCAGAUAUCUCAGUGUGAAGCUGUAUAAAGGAGAUGAACAGCUUGGGAAUAGAAGCUUUAAUCAUGACUCAACACGGUUUCCUGUGAAUGAAAGCAUCCCCUUCCCAGUAACACCAACCAGAGCAGACAAUGGAGCGGAGUACACUUGUGUGGCAGAGCUUCAAUUGGGACCAGGAGGACCGAAACUAAAUCCAGCAAAACUCUCUCCUCCCUUGAAAAUACCAAUAGUUUACAAGCCCCGUCUAUUGAGCGCUGCUGAAGAAAAUGUUGAAGUUCGUGAAGGGGGCAGUAUAGUUUUAAAAUGCUCCGCUGAUGGGAGCCCAGCCCCCACGUAUGAGUGGAAAUACUCCAAAGCUGAUAAUGUACAGGAGAUAACGAAGGAUGGAGUGUCUACUGUAAACAUCACAAGAGCCUCGUCUAGCAAUGCCAGGGUUUAUGAAUGCCAUGCUAAAAACAGAUAUGGGGUCGCAAGGAAGAACAUCACCCUUACAGUCAAAGGAGCUGCUUCUGCUGUCUGUGAUGUGAAUAUUGACCCCUCUAGAGUCGUGGUGAGAUUUGGAGACCCAGUGACUGUCAACUGCUCCACAACACGUGAAGAUGUAUUAGAGGCUGGCUGGGAGUCUUCUGUUUCCCCUGUGAAUGAACCAGAUAGUAAAAUAGCAGUUUGGAAAGUCAGCAGCCUCACUGUUUGGGAUGCAGAGCCAAAAUGCUUUAUAAACUACAUGAAUGAACCCCGUCAGUGUGUAAAAAAACUGGAUUUGGUUAUUUACAAGCUUCCAGAAAGCGUCUCCCUCAUCGCUCCUGAGUUUAUGAAGAUCGGUGAAGAAUCUAAUAUAACGUGCCAGGUCCUAGAUGUGGCUCCUAUCAGAUAUCUCAGUGUGAAGCUGUAUAAGGGAGAUGAACAGCUUGUGAAUAGAAGCUUUACUCAUAACUCAACACAGUUUCCUGUAAAUGAGAGAGUCCCCUUCCCACUAGUAACACCAACCAGAGCCGACAAUGGAGCGGAGUACACUUGUGUGGCAGAGCUUCAAUUGGGACCCGGAGGACCGAAACCAAAUCCAGAAAAACGCUCUCCUCCCUUGAAAAUACCAGUAUUUUACAAGCCCAGUCUGUUGAGCGCUGCUGAAGAAAAUGUUGAAGUUCAUGAAGGGGGCAGUAUAGUUUUAAACUGCUCUGCUGAUGGGAACCCAGCCCCCACGUAUGAGUGGAUAUACCCCAAAGCUGAUAAUGUACAGGAGAUAACGAAGGAUGGAGUGUCUACUGUAAAUAUCACAAGAGCCUCGUCGAGCAAUUCUGGUUUUUAUACCUGCCAUGCUAAAAACAGAUAUGGGGACAAGAUGAUGAACAUCACUGUUGCAGUUAAAGAUCAAGUUAUAAUUACAGGAGGUCGAGGUCGAUUUGUCUUUUGGGUUGUUGUUGGAGUGGGGGUGUUGGUGGUCACAGGCAUCGUGGUCGGAUUCAUAUGUUACAGAAAAAGAGUGACUUGAGCCAUUGGACUUGGCCAGGAUGGAAAAGAAGACACGCCAAAACAUAUUUAAUAAGAAGAAGAAAAAGAAAAAGUUAAUUAAUUUAUGCUUAUAAACACAUUGUUUUAUGUGAAAUAAAAAAAUGUUCUAGAA